GCUGGUGUUCACUCUUCAACGUGCACCGUUUCCAGGUCGACGGAAACAGUGAUCGAGAGUUCGUUUGGGAGGCUUUCCCAGGUCUCAGGGAACUCGGCCGGGAAGCAGUGGUUCAUCUGGGUGCAUGCCCACGAACAAUUACAACGUGGAGGAAGUCAUUGGUGGGAACAUCAAUACAUCGGAGUAACAAAGCAAUAAUACGAGUUCUUAACUUAUUUGGCUCGGUGCAACCAGAUCUGCAUUAGCAGAAAAGGUGUACAGUAACUCCGCCUGGAACUGUACAGAUGGACUCAAUAAGUACAACGAUUCAGUCUCACUUCCAUCCGGAGACAGCAGCUGGUGUUCACUCUCCACCGUGCACCGUUUCGAGGUCGACGAGUUCGUUCGGGAGUCUUUCCCAGGUCUCAGGGAUCACUCUUCGACCAGCUGGAUCUUCAUCGCAUCGUGUGUUACUGCAGCUGCCACCAUCGUCUUCAGUCCUCGGAGCUGAACCCUCAGGUUCCCUACACUCACAUGCUAAUUGAGUCACGCAUAUUAUACACUGUCUGCAAGCCCCGUGUCAAAGAGAGCUGGGUUCGAAACAACAUGAAAGUGAUUUGCCCUUCCUAAAUUCACUCUUGUCUUCCGAGCUGCCCAGCUGGGACUCUAAGAGACGGGUAUGCCUCGGGGCCCGAUUGCCUCCACCGCAGGACAACGCGGGAGUAUCACUGCCUGCAAUUGUGCCAAAAUUCCCGAGGUCGAAACAAUUAGCAUCGGUUUCCAUCUACUGAAUUGAUAAGUGCAAGCUUAAAUGGACUCACUCAGGAGCGUGCGCGCAGCAGUGGGUCGAGCAGCAGAACACUUGCUGUCCAUUCAACGAACAACAGAGCCUUUCUGGUGUGCUGAAUUCGAGUUCAAUGUAUCUGCCACGUCUAUGUAUGUAAUGCUUGCGCAGAUUUUGGGACUACAUCUCCCAGAAGAGAGGGAAAAAAAAAUCAUAAAUUAUCUCAUACAGCACCAGAAAUCAGAAGAUGGAAGCUGGUCGAUGGCAUUCGGUAUCGAGGGAGACAUCUCCUUGACAACAGAAGCCUACCUAGCGCUCACGAUCCUCGGACUGGAUGCCGACGACUUCGUUCUAAGCAAGGCGAAGUCAUUUAUACUAUCCAAGGGUGGCCUGUCCCAGGUCAGUGUGUUCACUAAGAUAGCCCUGGCUCUCUUCGGAAUACUUCCCUGGACUGCAGUUCCACCGUUGCCAGCCGAGAUGAUCCUUUUACCAUCGCAGCUACCCGUGGCUCUGUACAGGUUCGCCAGCUGGGCUAGAUGCACCAUGGUCCCUCUGCUAGUGAUCAGUCAUCACCGACCGGUAUACAAAUUGCCGAACGAGGCCUGCCACAAAUUGAUCAUGGAGCUAUGGCUCCCCCACGCAGAACGAAAUGUGCCUUAUCUUCCACCAGUAAGGCAGGUCCUGAUGAAAAACGGCAUAAGCUGGAAGAGCUUCUUCUGCUUGAUCGACCCGCUGGUCAGAAUUUAUGAAGAAUACAAACCGAGCAUGGUUCGAAAGUAUGCGAUCAAGAAGUGUAUGGAAUACAUCUUAAAACAUCAAGAGAAUGAAGGCGACACUGCGGGCAUUAUACCUCCCUUGUUGUACAAUCCCAUCGCUAUGACGCUGCAAGGAUACUCGUUGGGCUCCAAAGAGGUAACGGGGUGCGUCCAGGCCAUCGAGCGGUUCAGUUGGGAAACUCACGGCCAGUACAGAAUUCAGGCCAGCGUUGGGCCGGUCUGGGAUACUGCUUUCUCGGUUACGGCCUUGCUAGACUGUGGCUGGAGUCCCAACGACGCACGCAUCGAAGGCGCUGUACGAUGGAUGCUAGAUCGGCAAUUGCUCGUGGAGUAUGGCGACUGGAAAAUAUACCGACCGAAGCUCGAGUCCGGAGGCUGGUCCUUCCAGUACUUCAACUCUUGGUUUCCCGAUGUCGACGACACAGCCACGGUUGUGAUCUCGUUGCUCAAGCAGAGUCCGGAUGCAGUUCAGAGUCACAACAUCCAUCGAGCUCUGAGAUGGCUUCUGGGAAUGCAGAACAAAGAUGGCGGCUGGGCAGCGUAUGACGUCGACAAUGAUAAACUUUUCCUGAACGACCAUCCUGCCUCGGAUAUGGGUGCACUGUGUGAUCCCAGCACUCCUGACGUCGCGGGUCAUGUGUUGGAAGCAGUGGGUUUAUAUCUGGAGCUUUCGGAGCAGUACAAGCACACGGAGAUCCAUCGCCGUUUAAGAUCGGAGGCAGAAACUGGCACACGAUUGGGGAUCCAAUAUUUGCGCGACUCUCAGGAGCUUCAAGGAUCCUGGUACGGACGCUGGGCUGUCAACUACAUAUUCGGCACUUGCGGCAGCCUCUGUGGGCUCGCCGCUGUCGGUGUUCCCAUGUCAGAUCCCAUGGUUUCACGAGCCAUCGAGUGGCUAAAAUGGUGUCAAAAUAAGGAUGGAGGAUGGGGAGAAGGGGUAAACACCUACAAGGACAAAAGCCAAAUGGGAAAGGGCAUCGAGUCCACUCCUUCUCAAACUGCAUGGUCGCUUAUGGGACUUCUCGCGUACCUUCCCCCAGAAGACAUGUCGAUCCAAUCAGGAAUUCAAUGGCUGCUUCGAAAUAUUGUUCACCCUUCUGAAGAACCAGCGGAAUCUUACGAGGGUGGACUGCCAAUUCCUACAAACACCACCACUGGAGGCACGUGGAAUGAGAGGCAUUUUACUGGAACGGGGUUCCCCAAACACACAUACGUCAAUUAUCACUUGUAUCGACAUUACUUUCCUAUGAUGGCUCUGGGUAGAUAUCUUCGUUCUUCUGAGGCAACUGCAAGAUUAGGAAUCAGUUCCCUUCGCGAUCAGAAAACGUCGUUUUAGCCUCUGCUUCGUCUUUGCCUUGUCUUGUAAUUACGUGUAUUAAACUUUUUCACAUAAAUUCCUUCUGAGUUUCGACAUC
Marchantia polymorpha subsp. ruderalis is the source of this 2954-nucleotide messenger RNA. The record is from the annotation of a GenBank genome assembly. NCBI's taxonomy places the organism in Eukaryota, Viridiplantae, Streptophyta, Marchantiopsida, Marchantiales, Marchantiaceae.